This is a messenger RNA of Arachis stenosperma, 1843 nucleotides long. RefSeq names its product UDP-glucose 6-dehydrogenase 1. Gene Ontology annotation, molecular function: NAD binding; UDP-glucose 6-dehydrogenase activity. NCBI's taxonomy places the organism in Eukaryota, Viridiplantae, Streptophyta, Magnoliopsida, Fabales, Fabaceae. The coding region runs from base 114 to 1559 and encodes 481 amino acids. Gene Ontology annotation, biological process: glycosaminoglycan biosynthetic process. The transcript has 2 exons. The record is from RefSeq and is a predicted model, not a curated record. Gene Ontology annotation, cellular component: nucleus; cytosol.
AUUCUUACACAUCACCACAAAAAUCGUUCUUUUUUCUUCUUCUUCUUCUUCUGCUCUGUUUCUUAGUCAAAAGGGUCCAUUAUUCAUCUCUCAAGGCACUUUAGAAAGAAAGAAUGGUGAAGAUUUGCUGCAUUGGUGCUGGAUAUGUUGGGGGUCCUACAAUGGCAGUCAUUGCACUGAAGUGCCCAUCCAUUGAAGUCGCUGUUGUCGAUAUCUCCAAACCCCGAAUUGCAGCCUGGAAUAGUGACCAGCUUCCCAUCUAUGAGCCCGGCCUUGAUGCAGUUGUGAAGGAAUGCCGCGGCAGGAACCUCUUCUUUAGCACUGAUGUUGAAAAGCAUGUGUUUGAGGCCGACAUUGUGUUUGUCUCUGUCAACACCCCAACAAAAACUCAGGGUCUUGGAGCCGGCAAAGCAGCCGAUUUGACCUAUUGGGAGAGCGCUGCUCGCAUGAUUGCUGAUGUCUCAAAGUCAGACAAAAUCGUUGUUGAGAAAUCCACUGUCCCUGUCAAGACUGCUGAGGCUAUAGAGAAAAUUUUGACUCACAAUAGCAAGGGAAUCAAGUUCCAGAUCCUGUCAAACCCGGAAUUCCUUGCUGAGGGAACCGCAAUCGAAGACCUUUUCAAGCCAGACCGUGUCCUUAUCGGUGGCCGGGAGACCCCAGAAGGCCAGAAAGCUCUCCAAACGUUGAAGGAAGUUUAUGCUCACUGGGUCCCUGAAGAGAGAAUCCUAACCACUAACCUGUGGUCUGCUGAGCUGUCUAAGCUUGCUGCCAAUGCCUUCUUGGCACAGAGAAUUUCAUCUGUUAAUGCAAUGUCGGCGCUUUGCGAGGCUACCGGGGCAAAUAUCCAGCAGGUGUCCUUUGCUGUGGGUACUGACACAAGAAUUGGACCCAAGUUCCUCAAUGCCAGUGUUGGAUUUGGUGGAUCCUGCUUCCAGAAGGAUAUCCUGAACCUUGUCUACAUCUGCGAGUGCAACGGCCUUCCUGAGGUGGCCGAGUACUGGAAGCAAGUCAUCAAGAUCAAUGAUUACCAGAAGAGCCGGUUCGUGAACCGUGUAGUCUCAUCCAUGUUCAACACUGUCUCAAGCAAGAAGGUUGCCAUUCUUGGAUUCGCCUUCAAGAAAGAUACCGGUGACACAAGGGAGACCCCGGCCAUUGACGUGUGCAAGGGGCUACUUGGCGACAAGGCCAACCUAAGCAUAUAUGAUCCACAGGUAACUGAGGACCAAAUCCAGAGGGAUCUGUCGAUGAACAAGUUCGAUUGGGACCAUCCGAUCCACUUGCAGCCGACUAGUCCUUCUACCGUGAAGAAAGUGAGUGUGGUUUGGGAUGCAUAUGAAGCCACAAAGGAUGCACAUGGAAUCUGCAUUCUUACUGAGUGGGAUGAGUUCAAGACCCUUGAUUACCAGAGGAUCUAUGAGAACAUGCAGAAGCCAGCAUUUGUUUUUGAUGGAAGAAACAUUGUUGAUGCUGAUAAGUUGCGUGAUAUUGGAUUCAUUGUUUACUCAAUUGGUAAGCCACUUGAUGCUUGGCUCAAGGACAUGCCUGCUGUGGUGGCAUAGGAACAAACAAGAUCAUUGAUCAAGUUUUACAAACACUGCAAUAUGGGUUAAAUUUGAGGAUUCUUUAUUAUUUUUUGUAAGAUCUAUUUUCCUUUUUUGGUUCUUUACACCUCCUUUGCUUUUUGCCCAUAGUAGUUGACAUAAAAAGAGGUAUAAAUUAUGGGAAAGUAGGAGGAUCUAUGUUUAUUUUACAGAUGUUUUGCUUUGUACUCCUAUUCAUUUCUACUGCUUAUGGCUGUUAUGAAUGUAAUAGGAUUAUCAUAACUUGUUUUUGUUUUGAUUAA